This is a messenger RNA of Lotus japonicus, 1004 nucleotides long. RefSeq names its product peptide methionine sulfoxide reductase B1, chloroplastic. Gene Ontology annotation, molecular function: peptide-methionine (R)-S-oxide reductase activity. The transcript has 5 exons. Gene Ontology annotation, biological process: protein repair; response to oxidative stress. Lineage: Eukaryota; Viridiplantae; Streptophyta; Magnoliopsida; Fabales; Fabaceae. Gene Ontology annotation, cellular component: cytoplasm. Bases 41 to 646 code for a protein of 201 amino acids. The record is from RefSeq and is a predicted model, not a curated record.
AAACUCAGUGUCAAAGAGAUCAAUUAGCGCGUGGUGGAUAAUGGCUUCUUAUAGUUUGAGUUUACCAACAAUGCAUGUUGCUUCCAUUAAGCUAAUUCCAAAGCUAGAUUCCAAGGUUUUGUUGUGCCCUUCACCACCUGCUUAUACCAAACUAACAAGAAUUUCUUCCUCAAUCCGUGCUAUGGGAUCAUCUGCUUCUUCUCAGUCCAACCAGGCAGACAAAAUUGAAACUCAGUCAGGAGCCGGCAGUGUUGAUUAUAAGUCUCUAAGCAAUGACGAGUGGAAGAAGCGGCUGACAAAUGAACAAUUUUAUGUUACUCGCCAAAAGGGGACUGAGAGAGCCUUCACUGGGGAGUACUGGAAUACCAAAACCCCCGGGACUUACAAUUGCAUAUGUUGUGACACCCCUUUAUUCGAAUCAUCUUCUAAGUUUAACAGUGGAACUGGCUGGCCAUCAUAUGACCAGCCAAUUGGCAACAAUGUGAAAUCAAAACUAGAUUUGUCAGUUAUAUUCAUGCCGCGCCAGGAAGUUCUGUGUGCUGUUUGUGAUGCUCAUCUUGGACAUGUGUUUGAUGAUGGUCCUCCACCCACAGGAAAGCGUUAUUGCAUCAACAGUGCUUCUCUCAAGCUCAAAACGAAGCAGUAACGAGUGAACUAAUUGUCAGCCAGAAACAGAUGAUCUGAUACAAGAGAUGGCGACUGGUGAGGUUGUAAAUGAAGAGCAUAUCAUAUUUGUGCUGUUUUUCUUACUUACGGAGAAAAAAUGUCCCUGUAUCCUAAUACUUGAGAAAUGAAAUGAAUAAGAGGAAUACAAUAGUGAAAAUUCAAAUUCUUAUGACAAUGAACUAUUUUUGUUGGGCAGUUGUGGAUAUUGUUGUGAGCUUUGCCAGCUUAAAAUCCGUUGUUCGUUGACCGGCAGGUUUAAAAUGUAUAGGAGUGCGUAAAUUGUUGAGUUGGAUUAAAUAAGUUUUUGUUCCCUGUAAAUUGCGGGAGAUUUGGUUUUA